Messenger RNA from Chenopodium quinoa (quinoa), 1126 nucleotides. RefSeq lists its product as uncharacterized. The transcript is spliced from 6 exons. Gene Ontology annotation, biological process: protein folding; positive regulation of ATP-dependent activity. NCBI's taxonomy places the organism in Eukaryota, Viridiplantae, Streptophyta, Magnoliopsida, Caryophyllales, Amaranthaceae. Bases 307 to 894 code for a protein of 195 amino acids. Gene Ontology annotation, molecular function: ATPase activator activity; protein-folding chaperone binding. Gene Ontology annotation, cellular component: cytosol. The record is from RefSeq and is a predicted model, not a curated record.
AAGCCCCAACCAACCAAUGUAAAAGCUUGGAAAGAUCGAGUUGACUGUGAACUUGGACUGUCAUCUUCCCCAAACAAGUAGGAAAGAAAGUUCCAGAAUCCAUCAAAUCCCUAACGUCACCCCCACAAACACACUCUCUCUGAAACUUCCCGAACUUCCACCAUCUUUUUAACCUCUUUUCUCUCUCCUCCUUCAUCAGAUCUGCAAUACCCACUUCCCCAAAUCCCCUAAAUCUGAUCCACAUUCUUGUAAUUUUCAAAUUAGGGUUUUCAAUUUGUUGGGGUUGAAGAGGAAAGAGUUUCUACAAUGGAGGGUGGAGCUGUGUCGGAAAAGCAGACAUCUUCUUACACUUAUUGGGUGAGAGAAACGACGUCGGAGGCUGCUCCUGCGCCUGUUCCUAAGAUGCUUUCUCCUCAGGAUGUUUCCAAACAACAUGCCCCUGUGCUUGGUUCUGUUUGGAAUACGGCUGGAACAUGGGAGGAGAAGAACCUUAACAAAUGGUCAACUGAAAGGAUUAUGGAGUUGCUCAGUUCUAUUGGCUCCCUGGAGUUUACUAAUGGAAAAGCAGAAAUAAGUGACGUAUCAAAAUGUUCAGGCGAUGCCUACUUGGUGACGGUUCGUAACAAGAAACGUGUUGGCUAUACUUACGAGUUAACCAUUGAUGUCAAAGGUGAAUGGCAGGUUGGUGGAGAGAAUAAGAAGAUAAAGGGAUAUCUGGAAAUUGCAGAGUUCUCAUAUGGUGAAUUAGAUGACUUGGAGCUUACCGUGAAUAUAAGUGGAGGCAGUGAUUUGCCACACCAAGAUAAGCAGAGUAUUACCAAGGAUUUGAAGUCUUUCUUACAACCCUUGCGUGAAAAGCUGUUACAGUUUGAACAAGAACUCAAAGAGAGGUAGAAGGAUCAAUGUGCCUCUCUAUGUACUCUACUCAUUUAUUGCUCUUGCUAGUUUCAGAAACUAUGUAACAUUAGAAUAUCAAUCGAGAUUCCAUCAACCAAAUGUAAGAGUAAAAGUCUCAGUUUUCAGGGAUCUCUAGCUCAGUGCAUUUCAAUUUGUUUUGUGUACUCUAAAAAUGUGCUUUGAAUUCAAACCUUUGUUAUCUAAGAAAGCUAAAACUUCUCUUUUGUUA